GGGAUGUGGGUCGGGAUGGAGUUUGGGGCGUUCCCGACUUUUGUCCCCGCUUUACAGAUCCGUCGACGCCGACCGACGCCGGCCAGCCUGGUGCUGAGCAGCGACCAAUCGUCCCCAGAGAUCGAUGAGGACCGACUCCCCAACGCCCUGCUGAAGUCGGGUCUGGCCAUGUCCCCCCGGCAGAGGAAGAAGGUGUACUGCACCACCCCCACCGUGAAAGAGCUGCAGAUGAUGGUGGAGCACCACCUGUGCAAGCAGGCGCGGGGCGAGGAGGACGAGGAGGUGGCUGCUGGAGCCCAGGAGCACAGCCCAGGCUGCUGCCACCACGGUGACGCCGAGCACAGCCACAGCCCUGGGGGCAGCUGCCCGCUGGCCCAGGCUCAGCCAACACAGCAGGGUGGCCCAGGCCCCGGUGACAGGACCCACGGGGAUGAGCGGCGAAGUCCGGGUGAUGAGGGCACUCAUAUAGCACCGGGGGGAAAGGGUGCUGCUGGCGGCCUGUAGGUGCUGCUGUCCCCAUUGGAGCCGAAGCGCCGCGUGCUUUUUUUCUAUCAAUCAUUUUCUAAGAUUCCGACGGCGUUCGCGACGGAUUUUUUUUAUCUCCCACCCCCUCCCCACCCCCCCCCCUUUCCCACCCCUCUCCGCAAUGGGGACAAAACCCCCUCUGUGUCCCCACUGCCACCACCGGGGUGACCCCAGGACCCCCCCGGUCUCCCCUCGCUCCAUUCUGGGGGCACAGCUCCUUGUUGGGGGGGGGGGGAGGAUGACGGCACACCGGUGCUGCACUGCGCACACAGCUGUGCACGUGGCUUUGCGCACAGGCAUUUGCACACCCACCCUCCUGUGCACACACACACACACACGCACGUGCAACGCAUCCGCGCACUUUACACACGUGCUCUGCAUGCGCGCCGCCGCCGUGGGCACGGAUGGACACACGUGAACACACGUGAACACACGUGCACACGCGAGUGCACGCAGAGCUGAGCGCACCCACACCAUUAAACGGAUCCUUUCCGCA
Messenger RNA from Meleagris gallopavo (turkey), 1021 nucleotides. NCBI's taxonomy places the organism in Eukaryota, Metazoa, Chordata, Aves, Galliformes, Phasianidae. The record is from RefSeq and is a predicted model, not a curated record.